AUGUCUUCAGAUUCAGCUCCUCCAACCUUUGACAUCCCUGCAGAAUGCACCGCCGGUGUGGUGCGAGAUGAGGGACCAGACUUCUAUAUCGAGGUGACCAAGGUCCCUGUACCAGAGAUCGGUCCCAAAGAUGUCCUCAUCAAGCUCAAUGCUACCGGCCUCUGCAUGUCCGAUGUCCACUUUAUGAUGGCCGACUGGGGUCUACCCAAGAUGUCCGAGCUCGGCACUCAAUGCGCUGGUCACGAAGGUGCUGGUGUCAUUGUCAAGGUUGGCUCAGAAGUAAAGCAACUGAAAGUCGGCCAAAGAGCUGGACACAAGCCAAUCCAGGAUGUCUGCCAUACUUGCGAGUAUUGCAAGGCAGGCAAGGACUCAUACUGCGCCAAGGCUGUCUUCACUGGUCUACAUUGUGAUGGUUCCUACAAACAGUACAUCGUUUCACCCGAAAACUAUACCACUCUCAUCCCAGAUGGCGUAAGUGACUAUAUCGCAGGUCCAGUCAUGUGCUCCGCUGCUACAACAUACACAUCCUUGAAAGAAGCAAACCUGAACCCCGGUGCAUGGGCUGUCUUCCCAGGUGGUGGCGGUGGUGUCGGUAUUCAAGGUGUUCAGCUUGCGUACGCCAUGGGUCUUCGACCUAUCGUGGUUGAUACUGGCUCAGAGAGAGCUGAAUUGUGCAAGAAAUAUGGUGCCGAACACUUUGUGGAUUUCAAGGAAGGCGACCCAGUUAAGCAGGUUGUUGAGCUCACAGGUGGUGGUGCGCAUGCUGUUUUCGUAACAGCUGUGCAGUCAUAUCCCAUCGCACCACAAUAUCUCGGCUCGCGAGUCGGAGGUCAGGUCAUGUGUAUCGGUCUACCACCUGCUGGAAAGUACAAUAUCGACCUUGCUCCAGCUUCACUCAUCUUCCGAGGUCAAUCGAUCAAGGGAACAUUGGUGAGCUCAUUGGGUGACCUAGAUAAGACUCUGGAAUUUGCGCAAAGAGGCAAGCUACAUCUAGAGCCUGCUAUCGUCGGUCUAAGUGGGUGGAACGACGCUGUACAGAAGCUGAAAAGAUCUGAGAUCGCAGGUCGUGUCGUUGUUGACUUCAACAAGCCAUAG
Molecule: messenger RNA, 1095 nt
Organism: Lithohypha guttulata
Lineage: Eukaryota; Fungi; Ascomycota; Eurotiomycetes; Chaetothyriales; Trichomeriaceae
Exons: 4
Coding region: 1-1095 (364 amino acids)
Cellular component (GO): cytoplasm
Molecular function (GO): alcohol dehydrogenase (NAD+) activity; zinc ion binding
Source: RefSeq, a predicted model, not a curated record